CUUAUCUUCUUCUUCUCCUCUCUUUCAUUCUCCACCAAUUGCUCCCUCCCUCCCACCAACUUGUUUUUUUUUUUUCUAUCUUCUCAAAGCCCUUUCUGAAAACCUAAACUUGUGCUUAGCUACUCUCGGAAGUGCCAGACAAGCAAACAAACAUCCUUUCUUUAAAAACAUCUUUCUGAUUGAUUUCUUCCGGAGAAACCCCUGUUCUUGUCUCUAAACCUCUGUAAAAGAUGAAGAUACAGUGUGAUGUGUGUGAGAAAGCUCCGGCCACGGUGAUUUGUUGCGCCGACGAAGCUGCUCUUUGCCCUAACUGCGACAUCGAGAUUCACGCCGCUAACAAACUCGCUAGCAAGCAUCAACGCCUUCACCUCAACUCUCUCUCCACCAAAUUCCCUCGUUGCGAUAUCUGCCAAGAGAAGGCAGCUUUCAUUUUCUGUGUAGAGGAUAGAGCUCUGCUUUGCAGGGAUUGCGAUGAAUCCAUCCACGUAGCUAAUUCUCGAUCUGCUAAUCACCAGAGGUUCUUGGCCACUGGUAUCAAAGUAGCUCUCACCUCUACUAGUUGCAAUAAAGAAUUGGAGAAGAAUCACACUGAGCCUUCCAACAACCAACAGAAAGCUAGUCAGAUUCCUGCAAAAACCCCAAGCCAGCAGCAUCAACCUGCUUCUGCUACUCCACUUCCCUGGGCUGUUGACGAUUUCCUCCACUUCUCUGACAUUGAAUCCACUGAUAAGAAAGGACAGCUUGAUCUCGGGGCAGGGGAGUUUGAGUGGUUUUCAGACAUGGGUUUCUUUGGUGAUCAGAUUAAUCAAGAGGCUCUUCCUGCAGCUGAAGUCCCUGAGCUUUCUGUUUCGCAUUUAGGUCAUGUUCAUUCAUACAAACCCAUGAAGUCGAAUGUUCCCUACAAGAAGCCGAGGUUUGACAUCAGAGAUGAUGAUGAUGACGAGGAGCACUUCAUUGUUCCUGAUCUUGGCUAAAGAGCUAUUAUAUGUAAACUAUGUGUAGACAUAUCUUCAAUGUAAAACAAGAAGCUUAUCUGCAUAAGGAUGAUGUAUCAUUGUAUGGAGUUUUUAGUUUUGUCGUAAGUUGUGUAAGAUAUGUUGAAAGAGCUUAUAACAUGUUUCUUUUUCGUUUUUGUCCGAA
Molecule: messenger RNA, 1140 nt
Organism: Capsella rubella
Lineage: Eukaryota; Viridiplantae; Streptophyta; Magnoliopsida; Brassicales; Brassicaceae
Product: B-box zinc finger protein 24
Exons: 3
Coding region: 231-974 (247 amino acids)
Biological process (GO): regulation of DNA-templated transcription; photomorphogenesis
Cellular component (GO): nucleus
Molecular function (GO): zinc ion binding
Source: RefSeq, a predicted model, not a curated record